Messenger RNA from Rhipicephalus sanguineus (brown dog tick), 2662 nucleotides. Its product is annotated as endothelin-converting enzyme 1. Gene Ontology annotation, biological process: protein processing. Lineage: Eukaryota; Metazoa; Arthropoda; Arachnida; Ixodida; Ixodidae. Gene Ontology annotation, molecular function: metalloendopeptidase activity. The record is from RefSeq and is a predicted model, not a curated record. The transcript has 2 exons. Gene Ontology annotation, cellular component: plasma membrane. Bases 1 to 2526 code for a protein of 841 amino acids.
AUGGGGGUCGACAAGCCGACCAAGACGUUCUUCUCCGAACAACCGCGGUGCGACCAGACGUUCAAGAUGACCGACGACAACAACGUCGUCUAUUUGAACCUUCGCUCGGUCCUCUUCUUCGUAGGCUGCGUCACGACCAUCAUAAUAUGCAGCGUGACGCUCUUCAACAUCGUGGCGUCUCGGUUCUCGACGCCCGGAAGCCUCGAGGUCGACACCCCGCCGUCCGCCGGCCAGGCCCCGUUGUCCUCGCCGGUGUACUACGCGCCGGUCUCCGGUGUCGCGUCGCCGUCCCGCGUUCCCGCGGCCAUCCUCCGCAAGAAGGGCGCCCCGAAGCGCAGCUCCAAGACGCACAAGAGACACAAGAAGCACAAGAGGCGACGCCACAGCCGGAGACGUAGCCCGCGCGCCAACCGCAGCAAGACGGACAACGGAGAUGGCGUCGAUGCCUCGGAGGCGGCGCUGAACGCCAUGCAGGCCCAACAGGACGCCCCAGACUCGGCGUUCGUCAACAACUACGACUCCUGGAAGGAGAUUGCCGACGACGGAAGCGGGGAGCGGCGACGGCGGAGCGAGUGCGCCAAGCCCCAGUGUCGGUGGCUGAGCCGGUACCUGACGUCCAAGCUGGACUGGACCAUCAAGCCCUGCCACGACUUCUACUCGCACGUCUGUUCGGCCAAGUGGUUCACAUCGACACCGCAGGAGGCCACUGGAAACGAGCGAGGUGGGGACGAGCAGGACUCUCUUGACUUCCGGACGCAGGCGGUGGCCCGGCUGAUGAACGAGCUGACGGCGUACCUUAAGAACAAGGUGUCCACCAUGCCUUGGGAGCGCAAUGCGGCUGCGUUCUUCGCGGACUGUUUGAAGCCCAAGAUCCCGCGCACGCUGAGUAGCAUCAGGCCUCGCUUUCCGAUCUGGCCCCUAGAGAAGAUCACCUCGGUCAGCACGCUGCCCAAGCUGGUGGCGUACGUGGCGAAAUUCUUUCGGUCCACGCCGCUUCUGAAGACGUACGUCGGCGAUCUGCGCUCAACGCUCAGGAACGACACGCUCUACGUGGACUCGCCCGUGCUGCCCUUGGCGAGGUACCAGUACCUGCAUCCAACGGCCAAAGAAGAAGACUACAAAAAAGUGAUACGAGCGGCACUUCAAGGCCGACGGGCUAGCGCGCUGCCGCAAGCUAUCGUGAAGCUGGAACUCGCCCUGGCCCGCAUCGUGUCGCGGGACUUCGUUACCCUCGCCGACCGCGCAGUUGAGACCGAAAACCUUCUCACCGGCGACGAGUUCUGGGACCCACUCAUGAUGGCCCUGGUAGGCAACCGGCGCGAGGUCCGCGCCCUGGACCACAAAUACCUCAUGAACCUCAUGUCCGUGCUGCGAAACGCGACGUCGCCACUGGACGUGGCCAAUCUGAUCAUCUACUCGACUCUGACUCAGAUCGCGCCGCUAAUCCAGAACAUGUCGUUCCUGAUACCUCUAGGACUCGAGCAGACGGUGACGGGCGUCCCCAUGCAGGUCCAGGGCUGCCUAAGCCUCACCGAGAAGUCCUACCGACACGGCAUGAGGCUGCUCGCGCUUAAAGCUCUGGGAGUCACCGAGUGGUCCCCAGAGAAGCCCAAGGCCCGAGUGAUACAGAACCUGAUCGCCGACCUCAAGAAGGCUCUCAAGAAGUACGUCCGUGCCUGGUUCACCGAGACGGAGAGUCGGCGGGACGCCCUGAAGCGACUCAGGACCCUGAAAAUUGACCUGCUCGGGGCCACGCCCCACGACGAGCUCACGUACGCCCGAAACGAGAAGUACUUCGGCAAGCCGCGGCAAGCAGCUGCCCUGCUCGAAGAGGUGCCCGGUCGCGACCUUAACUACGGGGGAGACUUCUUCCCGGGUUCGACGUUCUCGACGGAGCCCAAGUACGUGGCCGAGACGCACACGCUGUACCUGCCGCCGGCCAUGUUCGGGCUCAUCGACAAGAUGCCAGAGUUCGACGACCCGCUCCUGAUGGUGCCGCUGAUCGGCGCGCCCGUCCUGAAGGCGAUGCUCGCAGUCGUCGACGGCCGCGGCACGCAAACCUUCAUCCGGGACUCCUCGGUAAGCACGCACUGGUGGUCUCCGGCCGACGACACCAAGCUAACGAAAAUCAUGUCCUGCUACCGAGACCUGUAUGCACUGUCUCUCAAAGACAUGCUCAUAAACAGCAACCACCAAGCCUUCUUCGAGGAGUUCAUCGCCCAGGGCGCGUUGCUCGACCCCCUGCACAGGUUCUACAAGGAGAAGGUGUCCAAGUACCACCCUGACGGCCUUCGGAUCGAACCGGAGUUUACGGCCGACAUGCUCUUCUUCAUCGUGUACACGAUGGGCAUGUGCGAGCCACGGGGCACCGAACGUUACAAGGUGAAACACAGGAUGGGCAUACCUGCCCGCAUUCUGGUGAAUGCGCACCUGGGUAGCAGCGACCGCUUCAGACGCGCGUUCAAGUGCAAGCACAGCGACGAGAUGAUGCCGCUGCAUACGUGUUCAUACUGGGAUGAACACUGAACGCUGAGAGUGAAGACCGACCUUCACGCGCGAUUCUAUCCCUGUUCACGUAACGUGUACAUCGAGUGUGUUCCACAUGCCGGGUCCCCACCCGCCCCCAACCCAUCAUUUUUUUUGCUCGAACACUAGCUUUUAC